AUGAAGAAAGAAUCCGCCGCCGCACUGCAUUCCGUCGUUGACGAGUAUGAGCGCCACACCAAAACCCUCCGCCAACUUGGUGAGCCAAUCGACUCGUGGAGCACUAUGUUGGAGCAUCUUCUAUGCCUCCGACUCGACGACUCUACACAAAAAGCUUGGGAAGACUUCGCUACAACCACCGACAACCCCGACUAUGCUUGUCUUAUCGAGUUCCUCCAACGUCGCAUCAGGGUGCUGGAAUCCAUGUCUGUGAACCACCAAGCACAGCCAGCAUCGAAUCACCAACCACCAAUGUUUCGUCGUCAAUCGUUCCACAAAACCGUUUCCCAUGCUGUAACCGAAGCCACCCUUCGAAAAUGCCACUCCUGCGAUCAACAUCACCCACUCUUCCAAUGCCCGAAAUUCGAGAAAAUGUCCACUGCCGAACGACUGCAAGUUGUGAAUGAACAUCAUCUCUGCCACAAUUGUUUUCGCCAAGACCACCUCGCUCGCAAUUGUCAGUCGAAAUUCUCCUGUCGUCACUGCAAAAAACGACACCAUUCAUUGCUCCACCCCGGCUACCACCCACUCAACGCCGAUCAAUCGUCUACCUCGUCUAACACAGCAUCAUGCUCAACGAAGCCCAUCACGAAGCAGGUAGCCAUAACAAACAACAGCAAACGAUCACCCACAUCCACGAAUGCUGUCACUACUCAGACAACCAAUUCGUCCCAAACAUCAAACGCGAAUGUUUUGUUGUCGACGGUCGUGUUGAUGGUAAUUGAUUGCAAUGGGCAAGCGCAUCCCGCCAGAGCAUUAUUGGAUAAUGGCUCGCAAUCCAAUAUUAUCAGCGAUCGGCUAUGCCAACUUCUACGACUGAAGCGGAAAAAGAUCAGCAUCCCUGUGUUCGGUGUCGGUGAGUCCUCCUCCAACGUGAACCACUCCGUCAGUGCCACCAUCCGAUCGCGAACCUCGAACUUCGAAAUCGGAUUAGAUUUUCUGGUCAUGCCCCGUAUUACGAUGGACUUGCCUGUGGUUUCCUCUUCUGCCGAUGACUGGCAUGCCCCCAAAGAUCUGUCCCUAGCCGACCCCACCUUCAACAAGACCGGCGCUAUCGAUAUGCUACUCGGAGCCGAGCACUUUUUCACCUACAUUAACCCUGGUACCCGAGUCGAAGAAGGUGAAAAUCCCGUCCUUGUCGAAAGCGUUUUCGGUUGGAUUGUAACCGGUAGAAACCAAAAGCCCAUCACAUUGCCCCCCGUAGCUUGCCACGUCUCACUUUCCGAUCCCCUCCAGGAAGCACUGGAACGCUUUUGGCGCAUCGAAGAAGUGGAAAAUCAACCAAGCUACUCCGUGGAAGAACAGCAGUGUGAAUCUCACUAUUCCUCCCACGUUUCCCGCACUCCCGAGGGGAGAUAUGUGGUCCGUCUGCCUCGCCAUCCGAACUUCGACCACAUGCUUGGUGAAUCUAAAUCCGCGGCCCUUCGUCGUUUUCAUUGCCUUGAGAAACGACUGAGCAGAGAGCCGCAUCUGAAAGAAGAAUACCACACCUUCCUGGAAGAGUAUCUUCUACUUGGCCACAUGAGACUUGUCCCACCAAGCGAACCAGAACCGCAACAGGUCCACUACUUACCUCACCAUGCUGUCCUAAAAGAGGCCAGUACUACCACGAAAGUCCGUGUGGUAUUUGAUGGAUCAGCCAAAACGUCCACAGGAUAUUCCCUCAACGACGCCCUCCAUGUUGGUCCGAUCGUUCAGGACGAAUUACUGACCCUCGUUCUCCGUUUCCGGAAAUAUCCCGUUGCCCUAGUAGCGGACAUUGCAAAAAUGUACCGGCAAGUUUUACUUCACCCUGACGAUACCCCACUGCAACGGAUUCUCUGGAGAUUUGAUCCAAACGACCCCAUCGAUACCUAUGAGUUGGCCACGGUUACUUACGGGCUGGCGCCAUCGUCAUUCCUGGCCACCCGUACCUUGCAGCAGCUGGCUACGGACGAGGGAGAUGCCUACCCACUUGGUAGACCGGCGCUCAAGAAGGGAUUUUACGUGGACGACUACAUAGGGGGAGCAAACACAGAGGAAGAGGCAAUUCAAACCCGAGAGGAACUGGACGAGCUGCUAGCCAAAGGCGGAUUCCAACUGCGAAAGUGGACAUCGAACAACCCAAAUGUGCUGGAGGGACUGGAUCCGUCACAAAUUGGAACUCAGCCAACCCUAAAGUUCGACAACAACGAAUGUACCAAGGCGCUGGGAGUGAGCUGGGAACCCGGAACUGAUCAGCUGCGCUUUGACUCCACUCCUGAUGUCAGCAGCGGCCCACCCACGAAAAGAUCAAUUCUGUCAGCAGUAUCCAAGCAUUUCGAUCCACUGGGGCUUACUGCACCUGUCAUCAUACGGGCAAAAAUCCUACUACAGGAGCUCUGGCUGCAACCCUGCGGCUGGGACGAGGAAGUUUCCGAUGCCAUACGAGCGAAGUGGGACAGCUACCGUAGCGAAUUGCCUAGAAUAUCCUCCUACCGAACUGACCGUUAUGCCCUCCUACCGAAUUCCUCCGUCCAAUUGCAUACGUUUGCAGAUGCAUCCCAGCAAGCAUACGGCGCUUGCAUAUAUGCUAGAUCAACCGACACCGAGGGCAGAACUAAGGUUCAACUAAUCGCUUCGAAAUCGAGGGUAGCACCGCUAAAACGAAUCUCUCUCCCGCGACUGGAAUUGUCUGCUGCCGUCAUCGCUGCACGAUUGCACCAAAAGGUUGUCGUUGCACUCGAUAUGCCAAUCUCCGAAUCGCAUUUCUGGUCUGAUUCUACCGUCACUCUGGAAUGGCUGCGUUCACCCCCGUACACCUGGAACACCUUCGUUGCGAACAGGGUCUCGGAAAUACAAAACACCACCCAGGGAUCUCGUUGGCAUCACGUCGCCGGUAAACACAAUCCUGCGGACCUUAUCACCAGAGGGAUGAAGGUGGACGACUUUCUCGGCAGUGAACUGUGGCAUCGUGGACCAUCCUGGCUCGAACAACCUGAAACUGAGUGGCCUGUAACAGCGAAGCAGCAGAAUACACCUGAAGAUGUCCUAGAUCGGCGAAAGAUGGUGGCGGCGAUCCAAAACAAACCCGAAGCGAACCUAAUCUUCAGCACGUCAUCCUCCUACAAUCGUUUGACUCGAGUGACAGCAUAUUGUCUUCGCUUCAUCAACGCCUGUCGUCGCAAAACGUCAACGUCGUCACAACCCGAGUUGGAAUCGAUUACAAAAUCGAUCACUGUGGAUGAAAUGUCGAUAGCCCGAAUGCGUCUGAUAAAAUUAGCCCAAGCCGAUGCAUUCACAGAGGAGAUAAGGUACUUGGGGAAGGGGAAAUCAGUACCCAAACACUCAACUUUGCGCCUUUUGAGUCCUUUUGUUGACCCGGAUGGAAUCCUGAGAGUCGGUGGUAGAUUGCGCCUCUCCGAGCAGCCUUACUUGUCCAAACAUCCCAUCCUCCUUCCCAGUUCCCAUCCACUUACACGGUUAGUUGCCAAACAUUACCACCUGAGACUAUUCCACGGUGGCGGCCGUGUGACUCUAGCAGCCAUCCGUCAAGAAUAUUGGCCCAUACAAGGUCGACGAGUAGUCAACAGCGUCAUGCGAAACUGUUUCCGAUGCGCUCGUGCCUCGCCCGUUCCCGCCAGGCAGCAGAUUGGUCAGCUGCCCAUGCAGAGAAUCACUCCAAGUCGUCCGUUCUCCGUCACCGGCAUUGACUACGCCGGACCAGUAUACAUCAGAGCGAUCCACAAACGAGCAUCUCCAACCAAGGCCUACAUUAGCGUGUUUGUCUGCUUCGCCACAAAAGCAGUGCACCUGGAGCUUGUGAGCGAUUUAUCUACCCCAGCUUUCAUCACCGCACUUCGAAGAUUCAUCGCUCGUCGAGGUUGUCCGGCACAUAUCCAUUCCGACAACGGAAAAAACUUCGAAGGUCCUCGCAACGAACUUCGCGAACUGUACCAGCUGCUACAGGAGGAAGAGUCAUCCGGAGAAGUGGCCACCUACUGUGCGAAUCAGGGCAUCCAAUGGCACAUGACUCCUCCGAAAGCUCCGCACUUUGGUGGAUUGUGGGAGGCGGCAGUUAAGGUCGCGAAGAAACACUUGCACCGACAGUUCGGCGACUCAAGACUGUCCUUCGAAGAAAUGACAACAGCGCUAGCAGAAAUCGAGUCAUCAAUGAAUUCCCGUCCGUUGAUACCGCUCACCGAGGAUCCGAAUGACUUAGCCGUCCUCACACCGGCACACUUCCUCAUCGGGACUACGGCAACCGCUCUCCCUGAAGACGACUGUAGUCAGACUCCCAUCAACCGGCUGGAUCAUUAUCGGAGGCUACGUCAUCGCAUCCAACAGUUCUGGCAUCAAUGGCAGGUUGAGUAUCUGCAGGAGCUGCAGAAGGAAACCAAACGAAUCAUUCCGAACACAGAAAUACAACCUGGAAGAAUGGUCGUCGUCGCCGAUGAGUUUCUCGCUCCUGUGAAGUGGCCGUUGGCGAGAAUCGUCGAUGUCAUCCCUGGACUAGAUGGGCUCAUCCGAGUCGUGGAUCUACGAACCAGCAAAGGGAUAAUCCGUCGGCCAGUAACGAAAAUUUGCCUGCUACCCCUGGAAUGUCCUAAUGAAAUCUAG
This is a messenger RNA of Aedes albopictus (Asian tiger mosquito), 4617 nucleotides long. RefSeq lists its product as uncharacterized. Gene Ontology annotation, biological process: DNA integration. Gene Ontology annotation, molecular function: nucleic acid binding. The record is from RefSeq and is a predicted model, not a curated record. The transcript has a single exon. The coding region runs from base 1 to 4617 and encodes 1538 amino acids. NCBI's taxonomy places the organism in Eukaryota, Metazoa, Arthropoda, Insecta, Diptera, Culicidae.